CAGUCACAGCCCCAGCAACAAUCGCAGCCCCAGUCACAGCCGAAGCCCCAGCCCCAGGCACAGCCGCAGUCACAAUCCCAGUCCCAGCCCCAGCCCCAGUCACAAGCACAG
This is a messenger RNA of Carcharodon carcharias (great white shark), 111 nucleotides long. Its product is annotated as pleckstrin homology-like domain family A member 1. NCBI's taxonomy places the organism in Eukaryota, Metazoa, Chordata, Chondrichthyes, Lamniformes, Lamnidae. The record is from RefSeq and is a predicted model, not a curated record. The annotation marks the transcript as partial. The transcript has 2 exons.